Molecule: messenger RNA, 1410 nt
Organism: Atta colombica
Lineage: Eukaryota; Metazoa; Arthropoda; Insecta; Hymenoptera; Formicidae
Gene: Cds
Product: phosphatidate cytidylyltransferase, photoreceptor-specific
Exons: 10
Coding region: 9-1352 (447 amino acids)
Cellular component (GO): endoplasmic reticulum membrane
Molecular function (GO): phosphatidate cytidylyltransferase activity
Source: RefSeq, a predicted model, not a curated record
GCGGAGCGAUGUCGGAGGUGCGCAAGAGAACGACCGUCGGCGACGCGACAUCGUCGACAGCGGCAUCGCGAGACGUCAGUGACGAUCAGAAAGAAGAUGUUGAAUCCGAAGAUGAUGCGAAAUUGGAGGUAGAGGAGUUAGCAAAGGCUUUACCUCAAGGAACUGACCAUACUCCACAUAUUUUAAGUUCCGUUCUCUCCGGUCUUCCAGAUCGCUGGCGAAAUUGGAUAAUUAGAACCAUUUUUACUUGGUUUAUGAUAGCUGGGUUUUGUCUCAUUAUUUAUGGGGGUCCAUUAGCGUUGAUGAUUACAACGUUGAUUGUACAAGUGAAAUGCUUUGAAGAAAUCAUUAAUAUUGGAUAUGCUGUAUAUAGGAUCCAUGGUCUACCAUGGUUCAGAUCUUUGUCAUGGUAUUUUUUGAUAACCUCGAAUUACUUUUUCUAUGGAGAAAAUUUAAUGGACUACUUUGCGGUGGUAAUUAAUCGAACAGGAUAUCUACGUGUGCUCGUUACAUACCAUCGAUUUAUCUCAUUCUGUCUUUACAUUGUUGGCUUCGUAUGGUUUGUACUCUCACUCGUGAAAAAAUAUUAUAUGAAGCAGUUCUCCCUAUUUGCUUGGACGCACGUCGCGUUACUUAUUGUUGUGACACAGAGUUAUCUUAUCAUCCAGAAUAUAUUCGAAGGAUUGAUAUGGUUCAUCGUACCUGUCAGUAUGAUUGUCAUAAACGAUGUAAUGGCAUAUAUGUUUGGUUUCUUUUUUGGACGAACACCAUUAAUAAAAUUAUCCCCGAAGAAGACUUGGGAAGGUUUUAUUGGUGGUGGUAUUUCGACUGUUAUACUUGGAUUAUUGAUGUCCUACAUCAUGUGUCAGUAUCGCUAUUUCGUCUGCCCUAUUGAGUACAGCGAAGCUUUAGGAAGAAUGACUAUGGAUUGCGAACCAUCGAGUUUAUUCCAACCACAAGAAUAUACAUUGCCAAGCAGUCUUCAAGUGAUAUCAAGAAUGUUAAAUGGAAAAUCUACCUUGACGAUAUAUCCAUUUAUUUUACAUUCGCUCUCGCUAUCAAUAUUCAGUUCAGUAAUUGGUCCAUUUGGAGGAUUUUUUGCUAGCGGAUUCAAACGAGCGUUUAAGAUUAAGGACUUCGGUGAUAUAAUUCCUGGUCAUGGUGGAAUAAUGGAUAGAUUUGAUUGUCAGUAUUUAAUGGCAACAUUCGUGAAUGUUUAUAUUUCUUCAUUUAUCCAUACUGCAUCGCCUCAAAAACUGUUACAGCAGGUUUAUAGCCUGAAGCCAGAGCAACAAUUGCAACUUUUCCAAACACUAAGAGAUUCAUUGGAAAAUAGGGGUAUGCUAAAUUAAGUUUUUAAAUAAAAUUAAUAUUUUUUAAGUUAAAAAUGUAUUUAAUGGCAAAACCGCU